CUGCCUAAUCAGGAACAAGCAAAAAGAGCUGGCUGUGGCACACAAUUAAUUGCAGAGGAAAAGCAGAGCGGAGGAAGACGAGGUAGACGAGGUAGACGAGGAAGAGUGGUGAAGAAGUAGAAGAAGAAGAAGAAGCAGUAGAAGGCGGACGAGGACGACGAGGAGCCGAGAUCGAUUGAUUGAUUGAUUGUUUGAUUGGUGAGGAUUCAGCAGCAGCAACAACAGCAGCGAUGAUCCAUCGCCGCCACGCUGUUGGGACUGAGAUCCCCCGCUCUCCCCGACUCUCUGCUUCUGCUGCUGAUUUGGGUUUUGUCCGCAGAGCUUGCAGCACCAGCGGGGUCUCACUCGCUUAAUCCCUGCUACAUUCCAUUCCAGAGCCUGGAGCGUUGAUCGAGAGGUGGGACUAGGGGGAGAGAUUGCGGUGAAGCAGGCGGUGUGAGCAGGGGGGGGGGAUGGGAAACGCAAGUGUGCGAGAAGGAGGCGGAGGUAGUGUAGGCGUAGCAGGAGCAGAAGGAGGGGGAGGGGUUGGUCAGCAUCACCAUCCGCAUCAGCAGCCUCCCGUGGGGUUUCAUGCUGCAGUAUCGGGUGGGCAGCAACAGCAGCAGCAGCGAGGAGGCCCCUCGGGACAUGGGAUUCGUGCGCAUUCGCAAGCGCAGCCGAUGCGUGAUCAGCCGAGGUUUGGGCAUGCGCCGUCCACUGAGAGUAUGAAUCAAAGCCCGUCUGGGAGCCCUGGCAGCGUCGCGCGAUCGCCUCUCACGUUCAAUCCUCAGGUGCCCAUGGUGCCCAUUUCUAAACCAAAUGAGUUGAAUUUGGGAGGAUAUGCACAAGCGAAGCGCACUCAACAGCAAAAUUAUUAUGAGACGUGUCUGUACGGAGAGCCUGAAAAGGAGGUGGCUACCAUGAUAGUGUGGAGUCAUGGGGGCGUCCAUGUUGGUGUCAUAGGCUCCUGGGAUAAUUGGCAAGUAAGGCAAUCACUCCAGAGAUCUGGUAGGGAUUUCACAUUGGUCAAGGUACUUCCCCCAGGAGUUUAUCAAUACAAGUUCUGGGUUGAUGGACACUGGAGGUACUCACCCGAUUUACCUGCAGUUUCAGAUGGCCCUAACAACUUAAACAAUAUGCUGGACGUGCAAGACUACGUACCAGAGAACCUGGACAGUGUUGCUGGGUUUGAUCCACCACGAUCACCUGAUUCCAGCUAUAACGAUCCACUGCCUGGUCCUGAAGAUUUUGGUAAGGAGCCUCCAUCCUUGCCCUCACAACUGCGUUUGACACCAUUGAACAUGCCUCAACAAAACGAGACCUCAGCAAAUCUUCCUCGGCCACAACAUGUAAUUUUAAACCACUUGUACGUUGAGAAGCAGACAACCACAGACAACCUUUCUGUCGUUGUGCUUGGUACCACAAAUCGUUUUCGAUCGAAGUACGUGACGACUGCACUGUACAAGCGCUUGAUAUGAGUUUUGGAAGCGGUUGUUGAGGACGGGGCUCGUAUACAAGUUGAAGACCAAGGUCCAAUUUAUUUACAUGUAGUGUACACAUUAGGCUGUGCCUAGCAUACAACAGUGGCCAGAGCGCUCUCACCAUAGCUCUCAGACCACAGGUCGUAGAACUGAGAUUUGAUUUCGAAGGCAAGAUGUGGAGACCUUAUUACUUGAAUUGUGAUCUAGCAGAGUUGGUACUCCUUGCACAGAUGUAUAUUUAAAUUCGCUGGACUUUAAUUUGCCAACUUCCCAACUGCGUGACUUCUUGUCUUGCAAA
Molecule: messenger RNA, 1758 nt
Organism: Physcomitrium patens
Lineage: Eukaryota; Viridiplantae; Streptophyta; Bryopsida; Funariales; Funariaceae
Product: SNF1-related protein kinase regulatory subunit beta-2
Molecular function (GO): protein binding
Source: RefSeq, a predicted model, not a curated record